Molecule: messenger RNA, 438 nt
Organism: Necator americanus (New World hookworm)
Lineage: Eukaryota; Metazoa; Nematoda; Chromadorea; Rhabditida; Ancylostomatidae
Exons: 1
Coding region: 1-438 (145 amino acids)
Source: RefSeq, a predicted model, not a curated record
AUGAGGAUGACUGCUCUCCGGAACCCGAAGGGAACAACCAUUGCUUCAAGGAGGGGAAUGGAGACAAUCAUCUACGACUCCUACUCUGAUCUCUUCCACAGCCAUGUCCACUUGCCUCCUCACCGUCUGAGGAAAGACGACCAUGUUAAUCCAGAUUUUCUCCCGUCCCAAGUACUACAUGCUACCAUGUCGGUGAAGAAUCGUAUUUCACCCGGUCUCGACAGAAUGAAGCCUGAACAUCAGAAGAACCUUUCGCCAGUACUCAAUACCCUGGCCAGGCUCCUUACACGUUACCUGUCGGAAUGCAAGGUUCCUAAACAGUGGAAGAUCAGCAAGACCGUGUUGUUGUAUGUUGUACAAAGGGAGAUCCACAUGACAUCUGCAACUAAUCUGUUUACUGUCCGUCAUCUGCAAGCUCUUUACAAGAGUGAUCCUUAA